This is a messenger RNA of Rotaria sordida, 372 nucleotides long. NCBI's taxonomy places the organism in Eukaryota, Metazoa, Rotifera, Eurotatoria, Philodinida, Philodinidae. The record is from the annotation of a GenBank genome assembly.
AUGGAAGAAGUUGGUAGAAUUUUAAUACAAAGUUUACGUGAUAUUGAAUUACCAACACGUUUACCACCAAAUAUAUCAACACGAUUUAAAGUUUGUGGUGAAUUAGCACAACUUUGUCAGUCUUAUGGUUAUAAAGAUUCGAGUUCAUAUGUUUUUGAACAAGUUGAUUUGAAAAAUUUCUCUGACUUAUUAAUGUAUGAAAAUCAAGUUUCUUGUUGGUUAGAAAAACAACGUGAAGCCAGUUAUUUGAUACCAGCUCAAUUAAUUACACAUAAACUUUCGAAAGAUAUUUGUCAACAAAUUGAAGAAGGUGAUACAACAGAUGCGAAUUAUGAAUACACAAAUUGUGGUGACAUAAAAAAAGAAAAAUGA